Adelges cooleyi (spruce gall adelgid) is the source of this 1101-nucleotide messenger RNA. RefSeq names its product DNA topoisomerase 1-like. Lineage: Eukaryota; Metazoa; Arthropoda; Insecta; Hemiptera; Adelgidae. The transcript is spliced from 26 exons. The record is from RefSeq and is a predicted model, not a curated record. The coding region runs from base 101 to 997 and encodes 298 amino acids.
CUCGUUAUUCAAAAACAGUAUGAACACUUAAGUCGUAUACCGUAGAUCAUCUGGUUGGUCUUAUCGUUUUAUCGCAUAUUUUCAAAAAAAUAUAUAAAAUAUGUUAAAAAUAUUUAUUUACACUACACUAUUAUUCGUCACUGUCUCGUAUAAUGCACAAGAUAGUCCAAAUGACAAUCCAGUGGAAAACCCGUCAAAUUCGACUAGCAAUGUAAGACAAAAACAUUCAGCACUUCGGAUCCGACGCUCUAAGCCACAUUUAAUGAUCAAUACGUCAUUUAGAACAGCUCCAGAUAGUUCAGAUAGCAAUUCAGCAGACUUUCCAGAUAGUUCAGAUAACAAUUCAGCAGACUUUCCAAAGAAAAAACCCUCAAUUUCGACUAGCAGUGUAAGACAAAAACGUUCAUCACUUUUAUCCCAACGCGUUCAAUCAGCCUUAAUGGCCGAUACGUCAAUUAGGACGGCAUUAGAUAGUUUAGAUAUCAGUUCAACAGAAUUUCCAGUGGAAAACCCAUCAAAUUCGACUAGCAAUGUAAGACAAAAACAUUCUGCACUUCGGAUCCGACGCUCUAAACCACACUUAAUGAUCGAUACGUCAUUUAGAACAGCUCCAGAUAGUUCAGAUGGCAAUUCAGCAGACUUUCCAGAUAGUUCAGAUAACAAUUCACCAGACUUUCCAAAGACACCAACAAAACCAAUCACUAUUACAGAUUUAGCACUUCGGCUCCGACGCCAUAAACCACCCUUACAUAAAGAAACAAAUCUACCAAAAGUUCCAAAAAUCAAUACGAAAACCAAAACCGGUUCGUCACUUCUAUCCCGACGCAUUAAAUCAUCCUUAAUGGUCGAUACGUCAAUUAGAACAGCGUUAGACAGUUUAGGUGACAAUUCAGCUUACAUUUCGGGUACUCCUUCUUCAGUGGAUACGCCAGAAACGCCAGGUCCAGUGAAUACUCCACAUAGCAGUGAAAGUGUAACAGAAACCGAAGACACAUAGUCCGUGUAUUUUGUCAAAAACUAUAUCCAUAUAGACCAUAUUAUGUAUUAUUAUUACAGUAUGUAAGCCUUUAAUUAAAUGCACCAAUAUAAAACUAUACACAA